Messenger RNA from Xylaria bambusicola, 1645 nucleotides. RefSeq lists its product as uncharacterized. The record is from RefSeq and is a predicted model, not a curated record. Lineage: Eukaryota; Fungi; Ascomycota; Sordariomycetes; Xylariales; Xylariaceae. Bases 600 to 1223 code for a protein of 207 amino acids. The transcript is spliced from 3 exons.
CUUACAUAGAGACGCUCGCUCAGCGCUCAGUGGCAUCCAAUCCAUCCCUCCAUCCCUCCAUCCAUUGCUGUCUCGGCGAAUCACGUGCGUGCCUCUCCGCCAGGCCCCAGCAGUGCCAGUCUCUGACCCAGCUUGGUGACUCUUGAGACAAGAGAGAUCUAGGUAGAGCUUGUAUGGGGCGCCCCGUUCCCACCCGCCAAAAGGCUUGCGCAACAACCUGCACUGCACCAUCCAGCUGGAGCCAGAGCUGGAGCUAACCUCCGUACUUGCCUCGCUUGCCUCGCUUGCCUUUGUGACUUGUCAUUGGCAACUGCCAGCGCGGCACCUGCCCGCCCGCCCGUCGGCCGCCGCGCUCACACUGCCGGUACUUACUCUCACUCACGCCUUACAGAGACCGGCUCUCACAGCUCGCCGGUCCGGCCUGGGCAUCUCCAAUUCACCAUUAGUCUCACCAGUCUCUCAUAAGUGCCCGUUCGUAUCAAUUGCCGGUGCUCUGAUUCGCGCAUGCUUCCCCGUUUCUAGUCUAAGCGCGCCGUCAUCUUUCUGCGCUACCGCACCCGGUAUUUUAAGGCCGAGUGCCUUUUUCGAACACCUUCGAGAUGAACAAGAAUUGGAAUGACCGCGCAGACAAGGACCUCUUCUUCACCAUCCUCUCAGUCAAAAACAUCGGAGUCAUAAGUGGUGCGGAGUGGACCACGAUUGGUAACCAUAUGAGAUCUUUGGGCUACGGAUUUACUAAUGAAGGAUGUCGCCAACACUUUCAGGGCCUCCGUAGGGCUCAGAACAAGGCAGACUCGAACAGUUCAGGCCUGGACAGCCAGCGCAAGGCUGAUCCAACUGCGAAUCCUAUCACACGCCGACCUGGCCCCGGACGUGGAAGACCCAGAAAAGCACCGCCUUCAUCUGUUGCUGGUGCCGACACCGACCAGGAACAACCCCCCGAAAUGGUAAAAUCUGCUUCAGAGACAACCCAGGCCAGUGACCCUGUAGCUCCCCAUCCCGCCCCUGUCGAAACUCCCGCUGGUGCAUCGGAACCAAGUUCGAUGGCGGUAGAAGAAUCAGCUCCAAACAGCGAAGAACAGCCUGCUAAACGUCAACGAUUGGACGUUGAGCAAGACGGCCAACAGGUGAAUGACGAUGAGGCAGUCCUUGCCUUGGCCGCCGACGGCGUACCAAGUGGCGGAGAUGCAUAUGGGCCUCCAGACUAUUAUGGUGAAGCCUAACCAUGAUCGUGGGCUAGUCAAUGUCGAAUGAGCAUGUAGCCGCCUUAUGACGAAUUCUUCAAAACCCUGGUGCGCACAUAAGAGGCUUAGACUACCGCUAGCUGUCUACGCUCAUUUCUUGCAGCCCACGUCUACGUAAGAGGAAUACUUUGAAGUAUCUAGCGUCAUUGGACGCAGGGAGUAUAUCGGCCUUUUGCGUCUCUUUAGAUCUUUGCACAAUAGACGCCUGUAAUUGCCGGAGUCAGCGGGGUUACGGUGCUUGUUUUUAUUUUUAUUUUUAUUAUUAUUAUUUUGGAAACGUUUUCAAAGGCAGAGCAUGAUUGUAGGUAUAUCGAUGAGCGCAGCGCUGAUGAAUGAGAGGCGUUGGUAGUAGUUUCAUAUAUCAAAUUAAACAAGGUAUCUAAAUAUGUGUAGCAAGGCCA